AUGGAGGGGUAUAGAAGUAGGGUCAGGGAANACACCGUGCCACACUUCGCCUACUCCGACAUCCUCGCCGCCACGAACGCUUUCUCCGCCGACACCUUCUUAGGCAAAGGCAGCCACGGCAGAGUCUACAAAGCCACCCUCCACGGCGGCGCGCUCAUCGCUGCCGUCAAAAAAACCAACCCUUCUAAGGAGAUAGAAAUUCUCUCCCACCUCAAAAGCCCGCGCUUGGUCAACCUAAUUGGCUUCUGCAACGACCGAACUAACUGCAACAAUAACAAACUCAUUGUUGUGGAGUAUAUGCCCAACGGUUCGCUCCACGACCUUCUCCACUCCACCAAAACGGUUGGGCCUCCCGGUUGGACAGCCCGUGUCCGGUUCGCGGUUCACGUCGCAAAAGCUGUUCGUUUUUUGCACUCGUCUGAACCUCCCGUUAUUCACCGUGAUAUUAAAUCGUCCAACGUGUUAAUCGACGAUAAGUGGAAAGCGCGACUCGGUGACUUCGGACUCGCGUUUCGAGGACACAUGGCGGAUUCUCGCGUGCCGCCAGCGGGGACGUUAGGGUACCUCGACCCGUGCUAUCUUGCGCCGGGGGACUUGAGUCCCAAGAGCGAUGUCUUCAGUUUUGGAAUCUUGCUGCUGGAGAUAGCGAGUGGGAGGCACGCGAUUGACGUGAGGCACAGUCCGCCGUCGGUGUUGGAUUGGGCGGUGCCGUUGGUCCGCCGUGGCCAGUUCCGGGAUAUUUGCGACCCCCGGAUCGGGGUGCCGCCGAACAUGGCAGCGUUCCGCAGGAUGAUGGUGCUAGCCGCGAGGUGUGUGACGUCAACGACGGAGAGUCGGCCGACGAUUGCGGAGGUGGUGGAGUGUCUGACGGCGGUAAAGAAGAAUUUUGACGCAUCGCUGGUGUGGAUGAGAAUGAUACGGCGCGUGGUGAAGGCGCGUGGCGAUGAUUGGGACAGGAGUGAGGAGUUUGUGAGAUUAGUUAAAGGCGGGAGUAGAAAGAGUAGAAGGAAUGGGAAGGUAUCUAGCAUGUUGGGUGUACAGUAUGAGAAUGGACCCGAAAAUCACACGGUUAGGUCAAGAUCCGUUGGUUCUGGUUUUUUCGGGGAUGUGAAAAUUAACUCGGUUAUGGAAAGGUACCCUAACCAAUUCGGGUUCGGGUAUAGGAAGGUAAGGCUAAAGAGAUCGAUGUCUAUGGGGCUUUUGAAACAUUAUGGUAAUGAAUCAAAUACGUGUCAUGAGAGGCAUAACGAUACUCAUAACAAUGAUUACGUUAGAGUGAGUUCCACAGAGAUGGAACUUUCAAAGUUGGGUAUUGUGGAUAAGAAUUUGGACUAGAGAAUCGAAGUAACUGAGUAGCAUAUAUUGCUUUUGUGAUUGAGUUUUUGAUACACAUGCAUGGGAAGAGGGUUACCCAGAAACGAUUUGGUGCAUGUGGAUACCACUAACACUUUAGCAUCUUACUUGUCAACAGAAAAGAAAUUGCUGACCUAGUCAUAUUAAUAAUAAUAUUCUUGAUUUU
This is a messenger RNA of Vigna umbellata (rice bean), 1519 nucleotides long. NCBI's taxonomy places the organism in Eukaryota, Viridiplantae, Streptophyta, Magnoliopsida, Fabales, Fabaceae. The record is from RefSeq and is a predicted model, not a curated record.